Purpureocillium lilacinum is the source of this 2058-nucleotide messenger RNA. RefSeq lists its product as uncharacterized. NCBI's taxonomy places the organism in Eukaryota, Fungi, Ascomycota, Sordariomycetes, Hypocreales, Ophiocordycipitaceae. The record is from RefSeq and is a predicted model, not a curated record. Gene Ontology annotation, biological process: proteolysis. Gene Ontology annotation, molecular function: serine-type endopeptidase activity.
AUGGGUUCCACGGACUCAAACAUAAAAGACGCCCUCAAGGCGCAAGACAUCCGCUCCACGCCCCUCUUCCACAACGUCCAGCAGCACUACAAGAACAUCAUCGACCCGGCAAUAGGCAAAAUCUCAAACGCCACGGACCUGCAGCUCUCCCCGCACGGCACGCACGUCGUCUUCACGGCCCACGUCUGGGAGAGUAUCGAGAAGAGCCAAGCCACCCGCAUCGCCGAGGUCCACCUUGACUCGGGAGACGUGCGGUUCCUCUCCACCUCCAGCAGCAGCCACGGCGACGCGCAGAAACCGCGGUACUCACCCGAUGGGCGCACCGUCGCGUACACGGCCGUGAAUCCUGACACGGGCCUCUCGCAGCUGUGCUUGUGGGACCGUACCGCCGGCGGCGAUGGGGAGGGGGCGCCGACUUUGUUUCCGCUGCCGGGCUUCUCGUUGGAGUACGCACUCUGGUCUGCGGAUGGACGAUCUCUGCUCUGCGGCACCGCCGCGGCGGGGGCAGACACGUCGGACCUCUUCGGCGCGGUCAAGAUCACCGGCAAGCAGGACGGGCCCGCGUGGCUCCCCAAGGUAGAGGGCUCGCAGGCCGAGCACCCGGGACGCGCGCUCUUCGUCUUCAACGUCGAGGCAAAAGAGUACCGUCGCGUGAGCCCGCCAGGCUUGAACGUGUGGGAGGCAAACUGGUGCGGGUCGCGGUCUUUGGUCGGUGUGGUUUCCGAGCACGGCGACGAGGGCGCAUGGUAUACAUCCCGGGUCGCCAUCAUCGACCUGGAAACUGGCCAAGCGAGGACUGUCCACAGUCCUCCGAAGCGCUUCCAGGCGGCGGUGCCGGUGGGAUCUCCGUCUGGUGCGCGUGUUGCGUUCGUGCAGGCUCAGUGCAGCGAUCGGUGCUUGGUGACCGGAGACCUUUGGACGCUGGACGUGGAAACCAAUGCGACGACGAAGCAUGAUACCGACGGGGUGGACAUUGCGAAUGCAACAUGGAUUGACGACAAGACGCUGUUUGUCCUUGGCAUCCGUGCGACUCAGAUGGUUGCCGGCCGGCUCAACCUCAAGGACGGACGCUUUCACGAGCACUGGGCAGCCAGCCCCGGCGUAACCACCCCAAACUACCAGCCCGACCCCGUGUCACCAUCCCCCGACGGCUCAACAUUUCCGCUCCUACUUGAAGGCUGGUCGCGCAUUCCCGAGCUCAUCCUCAUCACCAACGGCAAAGAAAAGACCCUCUUCAGUCUCAACCACGACGGAUACACCUACCUACAGUCCCAACUCGGCGAGAGCAAGCUCGUGCGAUGGAACUCCUCCGACGGCCUCGAGAUCGAAGGCUUCAUCCGCCUGCCGAAGAGAGGCAAGGCGCCGUACCCACUCGUCCUGCACGUCCACGGCGGGCCCGUCGCCUCCUUCAGGGACCACUGGCGGCCCAACGCCUUCGACACGCUCCUCACCGUCAACGGCUACGCGGUGCUGUCGCCCAACCCGCGGGGCUCCAACGGGCGCGGCGCGGAGUUCACGAGCCACAUCUUCGGCGACAUGGGCGGCAAGGACGUCGAUGACUACCUCACGGGCAUCGACUACCUCGUUGAGCAGGGGCUUGUCGACCCGAAGCGCCUGGGCGUGAUGGGCGGUAGCUACGGCGGGUACAUGGCGGCGUGGAUCAUCACGCAGACGGAUCGCUUCGCGGCCUCUGUGGCGAUCGCACCCGUCGUGGAUUGGUUCUCGCAGCAUACCUUGACGAACAUCCCGACGUUUGACCAGAGCUUUAUGCAGGCCGAUCCGUAUGAGAUAGCGGGCCCGUACAGGACGCGAAGCCCGAUCCUGUACGCUGGCCGGUACCCGACGCCUGUCUUGCUGAUUUCUGGAGAGGAUGAUCCCGCGACGCCGCCGUCCCAAGCGAGGCAGUACCAUCGUGCCUUGGUCGAAAAGGGGGUGACGUCGCUGUGUCUGAUUUACCCUGGCGAGGGCCACGGGGUGCGACAGUACCCAGCCUAUGUCGAUUACUGUAGUAGAAUAUUGGGAUGGUUCCUGGCGCAUGUGCCAGUUGAGGACAGCUAG